Molecule: messenger RNA, 2941 nt
Organism: Rubroshorea leprosula
Lineage: Eukaryota; Viridiplantae; Streptophyta; Magnoliopsida; Malvales; Dipterocarpaceae
Source: the annotation of a GenBank genome assembly
ACCGUUCCAGUAACAAAACCGGUACACAUGCCGGUACGGUAUUGACUACUUUGGUAUGGAGUACAACGUGAAGGAAGAAGAUUUUGAGUGGCUCCGAGAUUGCUAUGUCGGAAUAGCUCACUUUGUUGAAACAGUUCCGAUCCUCCAGGAAAGAUUUUACAUGGAAGGUUACUUCACAUGUCAGAUAAGGGCUAUGGGAGGCAAAAUGGUAUUACUGGAUUGUGAAGAUAAGGAGGAGCUAAAAGAAUUGGUACAGGGUGCAGCAAGUUGGUUAAGUCAGUGGUUCGCAGAAGUCAAGCCAUGGUCUCCAACAACAGUAGCAAAGGAAAGGUUUGUUUGGUUAAGAUGCCUGGGGGCUCCAUUGCAUGCGUGGGGGCCAGAGUUCUUCGAGUCUAUGGUGACGGCAUGGGGGAAAUUUAUCAGCCUCGAUGACAAUACAAGCAGGAAAAGAAGAUUUGAUGUUGCUCGGAUCCUUAUUUCCACGUCAAUUAUGGAAUCAAUAUCAGUUAAAAGGCAGAUUAAAGUGAAUGGAGUCCUCUACAAUCUCAAGUUCUCGGAAGAAGAAGUGGCUAACGGCCUUUUUUCCAUGAAAUAUGAUUUCCUGCCAAGCUUCAAGAGUGACACUGAAUAUGAAGAAUCCUGGUCGGAAGGCUUUGUUAUUGAGGAAGAACCAGGAGAGAACGGUCGAGAAGAUAACAGGGCUUCUAGUGACGGCAAUGGGGACACUGUAGGGGAUCUACCGGACCUGAACCGGAAGAACAAACGGGUGAAUGCCAUUCCGGAUACCGAGGCACAUUUUGAAUUUGAAGGAGAUUUGCAUGAUGAUAUCUGUCAGAAAAAGAAGAAUAUGAUCGGUUACAGCUGGAUGGGUGAAGAGGAGUCAGUUGAAGUGGUUGCAGAUAGCCUCGAGGAAUGCUUAGCAGGUAGUGACGUGGGAAGCAGAGAGGAAGAGGAAACACCAGCUGUUGAGUCUCAAAAUCGGGUUAGCUCUGACCCAAUUGAAGUCUCAAAAGAUGGUUCAAGGUCCGAAUGGGCUAAGCCCAAUAAAUACCACCCAGCCCACUCCCAUCAAAUAGGUGGAGGCCUUAUUGAGGUGAAUCGGGAUUGUGAGGCCACCGGUAGCAGUAAGCAUAACCAGCUGGAGGCACAACAGGGGAUUAGCUCUCACGGACAGAAUUUAAUAGCCAAAAAAGGUAAAGAGAAAGAGGGAUUGCUACGGGAUGGGAGCAGAUCUGCUUCGAUUGAUCUAGAAGGUGCAGAAGGGAGUGCUGGGGAGGGGAGGGAUCUGAUCGGAAAGGAAGGAAUGGCAUCAAGAAGCAAACCGGAUAGGAUAAAGAAAAAGAAGAAGGCGCUAUUGUGUAGAUCAGUGUACCAAAAAGCUAGCAUCCUGGGAUUAAUGAGCCAUAAGAAGAAAUCUAAGAGCAGAGCAAGAUCCAAGAAAGUUACAAGACAGGAGAUGCCGAGCUUCAUGCCGAAUCCAAGCUACUCUGUGGCGGGAGGGUCGGUUGGCGAUAGCGGGAUUGAAAAUUGCAACAGGAUGUUAAAGGAGCAUUCUAGCCGGAGAAUAGCAGCAGAGCUUUGGGACUUCGCGAAGCAAAUCGGGGUUACUGCAGAGGAUGAGGUUGAGACUCUCAAGAACCUUGAAGAAAUGGAGAAUCGAGACAGAGAAGCCAAGGAUUUAGAGAUCCCAAAGUCAGUGAGGAAGAAAAGACACUUGAGGGAGUUAGUCAAGAAGGAAAAGGCGGAUUUCCUAGCAGUACAAGAAACUAAAUUGGGAGGGAUAGACAAUAAAAUUAGCAGAUCAGUGUGGGGCACAGAUGAUGUGGAAUGGGUAGCAAAGGAUGCGGUGGGUAUGUCGAGUGGAUUAGCUUGUUUUUGGAAUUCCAAAGUAAUUAAAGCCACAAGAAUUCUGGAGGGGGAGAACUUUAUAGGUAUAGAAGGAUUGUGGUGCCCUGAUAAUGAACAAAUUAUUUUGAUAAAUGUUUACUCUCCUUGUCAGCUACCUGGUAAGAGAGUUCUUUGGACAGAGCUAAGAAGUCUAAUUGAGAAUGGGGGAGAAAAAAUUUGCAUUAUGGGUGACUUUAACACUGUUAGAAAGGCAGAGGAAAGAAAGGGGAGCUCAGGCGUGACCAGAGAUAUGAGAGAAUUCGACAAUUUUAUACAGGCCAUGAAGUUGGUUGACAUCCCGUUAGUGGGUAGGAAGUUCACUUGGUAUCAAGCAAGAGGCAACUAUAUGAGCAGAAUUGACCGGUUCUUACUCUCAGAAGGGUGGCUGUCGAAGUGGGGAGAGGCCAGGCAAUGGGGCUUGAGAAGAUCUAUGUCUGAUCACUGUCCGAUUUUACUAAAACAUCAGACCAUUGAGUGGGGCCCAAAGCCAUUCAGAUUCUUCGAUUCUUGGCUAGAACAAGAAGGAUGUAGUAAGUUGAUUAAAGAAGUGUGGAAUGACACCCAAAUUCAAGGGUGGGCAGGCUUCCGUCUCAAAGAAAAGUUGAAGACAACCAAGGAAGCGUUAAGGAAGUGGAGCAAAAAUCUAAUUCCAACAUUGGAUAUUAGAAUAAAUAAUGCUACUUCCGACAUCGCCAAAAUUGAUAUGAAGGGGGAAGUGGCACAUCUGUCAGAGGAAGAAAUUGAGAGGAGAAGAGAAGCGUUCAUUCAGAUUUGGGAGAGUCUGAAAAGCAAGGAGAGCAUGAUGCAACAGAAAUCAAGGAAAGUUUGGGUGGCUCAGGGGGACGCCAAUACCAGGUUCUUUCACAACUGCGUGAAGGGCAGAUGGAGAAGGAGAAGAGGGUUAGACCAAGGCUCGAUGGGUUGGGUUUCAAGCAACUUACAUGGGAAGAUAAUGACACCCUUAUUUCUCCCUUCAGUGAGGAUGAGAUAAAGGUAGCAGUAGGAGAAUGUGACAGUUCGAAGGCCCCAGGUCCUGACGGAUUCAAUUUCAGGU